AUGGGCAGUUGGCUUAAAGAGACCUACAUUGUAAAUAGUUUAACAUUAGAGGUUACCGAAUCAAAUAACAGAAAGAAUCUCUCAAAGACGCCGUGUAUUUCCAACCAAAAGGCAAUCAUACAAGCAGUCAUACCUGGAAACUUCAAGAGAAGAUAUAAGAGAAGCCCAUACGAUUCUGGCGUCUUGAUUUACAAAUUCACUGUUAUCACGUGUAUACUCUUCAAUCGACUGGUUAUGUCUAGACUCGAAGUAGUUUACCGUCGUUUCUUUCAGUUUUGGCUCAUUUUUCCAAACUAAAAUUAUCAGUCACGCUCAAAAGAAUGUCAUUUCAACUGAUGCUGACAUCGCACACUUCCUCUAAAGAAGAAAUGAUUCUGUAUCUUCGAAAAUUUGCUCAACAGAUCAGGAACAACAACGAAAGUCCUCAGCUGCUUGAAGAUACCGCUGACUAGCAUGCGUUUUAUCGCAAGUGGUGAGAACGUCGUUCCCAGGUUCCAGACCUCGCAAAUUCUCCCCUUCCCUCCCCACCCCCGGACUGGUUUCUUAAUCCCCUUGAAGAAAGUCUUCUACAGCCAGUGCUGAGGAGUUUUAUUACAGUUUUUAUUUUAAAGAGGGGCUAGAAAAUAAACUAACAAGAGCUCCGCUUUUAGGCUUGGCUAAAUCUAUAUAUUAAUUGAUACUUUCUGAAAUGACUACCGGCAAAUCCUUUCAACUCCUGACCAGUGCUCGAUCUAUUUCUUAAACACGACUUUUUUAGAUAGCUCAAGGAGCCCAAAAAGCUAUUUCAUUUAAGCCCAAAGUUCCAACUGGAUUGUUUUAUAUAGCUUGUUUCCUCAUAUGUUAGCUUGUUCGACUUCUGCACAAAACGAGGGAACUCCCGACUGAACAACAAAUGAAUUUCUCACCAAACUGCACUUUGUUCGUUUGCAACAAGUGGGACACCAUACCAACCUCAGAGGGAGAUGUGGUCAUAGCGCACACAAUCAACAAGUUGAUUCAGUGUUUGCCAAAUGUCGACAUAAGUACUCAAAUUAUCCGCCUUUCAACUACUAAAGCUCUAGGGGCCCAGAAGUUUGGAGUCAUGAAUUCAGAAUUUGCCCCACUUACAGAUAAGAUUGGCUGUUGGGUUUCGAAAAGCAUCGAAACAAGACUUGAACAAAAUUGGAGGUAGUUUAGAUCAUUUCUAAAUGUAUGUUAACUGAUCAUGAAGCUACUAUUUAUUAGGCAAAAAGCACCUCUUUCAGUAAUGGCCUGUCAUCAAGAUUUCUCUCUUUCCAACAAAAUUCCGGCACUGCUAUAGACGAAAGUAGUUGUAUAAAUUUACACUUUUUCCUGAUUGCUUAAACACUCUCCUCGAUGGAGGUCUAAGGCGAAAGAAGCCAUAUCCGAAGUGUAGUAAUUGAAGGAUAGAUAGAGACCUCCUCCUCUGAAUUUCCAUCAAACAAAGUGUAAAUGAUAGAAUCUUGCAAUAUUCCUUUGAUGACAUUAUGUCUCUCUACUAGAGCAGCUAUUCACCAUCCAUCUCUGACAAAUAUAUAAGGAAUAGGUGCAUGGACGGCUACCUUAGAGCCCUUUCAAAUUUUCCUCGGAGAAAUCGGGAAAAAAUGUGUACCCAUGGUAUAGAAUUAAUAAACAUCGAUCUUCCCUGUGCGUUCAACUGGUAACUAUAUUUGAUUCUUCCUUAAUCUGUUCAGCUGGCUAGAUCUUUUGCUGUCCCGAAUAACCUGGCUGAUGAGUACAUUAAUAAGUCAUAUCUCCACUGACCAUGUGGCUGCAACCGAUAGAGUAAAUACUGUGAUAGGAAGAUUGAGGAAACUUCAAGCAGAACAGGAGCCACCGAAAGAGACAAUAACAAUGUCUUCAAAGCAGGACUCGUCAGGCCAUCCACACCUUAAUCGACCACCUACAGACUCCCCAAGUGAAAAAGAGAUUUUGCAAGUGAAACUCUUACGAACCUUCGGCUGUCAAGAAGUCAUGGGAAGUUACCAAGGCUGCCCUUGUUAA
This is a messenger RNA of Pocillopora meandrina, 2004 nucleotides long. Lineage: Eukaryota; Metazoa; Cnidaria; Anthozoa; Scleractinia; Pocilloporidae. The record is from the annotation of a GenBank genome assembly.